CGAAUGAGAAAUUGAGGAUUUGAAUUUCGUGUCGUGAAAGGGACGAAGCAGUGACCAGCCAGAGAGACAAACUGAAACAGGGUAUGGGCCGUUUUCAGAAGGGCCAAUAGCCUUGUUUUAACUUGACACCACGCCACUCCUCUGUUCGUCCGAGUCUCCCACUUCUGCAAGCAAAUCAGCCGAGUUGGUCGUGGCGACUCGACACUUAGCUUAAGAACUCGUCCACGACUCAGAUUCCCGGAUCAUCAUUAGGCGCAAGAAUGAGACAGAAUAGUAGCCCAUUACUUUUCAUUAUCGGGAUCAAGGCUAAUAGCAGGCGGUUAUCGUUUGACUUUGGGGCACCUUCCCUGAUAAUUAAUUCCUUCCAAGGUUGUCUGCUCGUUAAGUAUGUAUAAUAAUCAUACUUAAGUUGAAAUUAUUUAUGGAUAUAUGUCAGUUGCUUCUUCCAUGUCGAUUUUGUUCCCCGGCAGCAUAUUCUCCCCAAUCACGACCUCGGAAAAGUACACAAUAACCCACCGUACCGAUAUGGUAGUCGACUUAUCUUUGUAGUGAUCAUCGUGACGUGAGAGAUUGUGUACUCAAUUCACUCGGAAUGAUGCGGUUUGUUCUUCUCUAUAGAAAGUAGUUGAACUUUGUGUUGAUGUUGGUACAGUUUAAUGUGGUGUGAUGGGAAGAGUCGUUCUCUCGUUUAAGGGAGGGAGGAAAAAAAAGCGAAUUAAAAACAAUAAUUUAACUCCAUUUAACACGUUGAUAGAAUGAUAGGUCUAAGCGUAGGCGGCGCUCACUAGCGUUGUUAGAUCAUGGCACUAGUGUUGUUGGAUCAUACAUUUACCAUGACACUAUUUUGUAAGCGAUAUCUUAUUGUGGCAUCUAAUAACUAAAAUUUACAUAAAACGUCGAAUCCAACGAUGACAACAAACGCUGACGACCGAGCCCUUCAGCAUCUUAGCCAAAUUGAUUUAGCAGCACCAUAAACAUGUACCCCACGAUUCCUUGUAAAGGAAGUAUCAUCCUCUGUUUCUGUAAUGCCCUUUUUUUCCAGAUUUACAGGGAGGAAGUUUAAAAAGGUUAAAGCAGGGCAAUCAUUCUGACCUCGGUCAUUACCAGAAAAUGGCGGGUAACUUUUUUCCUGCUUCCAUUGUCUUGACUUGAGAUGAUCCGCAAAAGCAAACUCCUAGUGGCAGCAGGGCGAGCCUUUCCGCCCAAGAAACCCAGCGGGAGAAAAGCCUUUCGCUUCCACCACGAAAACACGGCGGAAAAAAACAGAGCAACCAACAACUGAAGCGUCUCUCCCCCAUUUUUCCAGUUUCCACCUCGUCAUCAUCCCUCACACACACAAUCAACGUUGUUCCUUAAGCUCAAUCCUUCCUCUCUCUAUAAAAACCCACCACGUUUCAUCUUGUCAACAAUCCAUCACAUUUUUCUCACCAAAGUUUCGACCUUUUCCCCUAAAAAAUCAGAACUGGGUUAGCUCCAAUUUUUCGGAAAUGGAGACAGGGAAGUCGGCAGAGGAAGAGGGAAGCAACCACAGCAUUCAUCUCCAAGUGGUGGAGCUCCGCCGCCUGAGCGAAAUCUACGGCUCCUCGUCGGCCACGAUCUUCGAGCCGCAGGGGAGCGGCGUAGGAGGAGUGGAGAAGCGAGACAGCAGCACAGCCAAUUCCGUCUCCCCGACGGUCAUGAACCCGGCCGCCGCCGCGCCGGAGAAGAAGCUGACUCUGUUCGCCCUCCGCCUCGCCGUCCUCGAGAAAGCCGCCACCAGCUUGGGCACUCUAGGGUUCAUCUGGGCCACCGUCGUCCUCCUCGGAGGCUUCGCCAUCAUACUGGACAAGACCGAUUUCUGGCUGAUCACUGUUAUAUUGCUGAUCGAGGGCGCCCGGAUUUUCAGCCGGAGUCACGAGCUCGAAUGGCAGCAUCAGGCCACGUGGUCAAUCUCCGACGCCGGAGUCAACAGCUUCCGUGCGCUAAGAUCCAGCUCCCAUUUCCUCGCCGGGAUAGUCAGGACAAUUUUCCGGCCAAUUCAAAAACAGAGUCGUCGACAAAACAGAGGAACAGAGUCAAAUCCACAGAGUUCCAGUUCAGCCAGCUGGCAUCAACGGAGAAAGUCGAUUAGCCGGACGUGGACGAGCUCCGACGUUCCGAUUCUGCCUUACGGGAAAUGGGUCUUCCUCUCCAAGAACGUCAGCAAAGUCUUCUACUGGCUCCAGCUCGCAUCCGCCACGGCCUGCGUUACUCUGUCUCUCAUGAAGCUAAUCCAGCACAACUACGGCGAAGUUUCGAAAACAGACACCGAUAAACGAAACAGAAAAGCAGCUCUAACAAUCUUCUACUCCUUAGCUCUAGCAGAGGCUCUGCUCUUCCUCCUGGAAAAGGCCUACUGGGAGUGGAAAGUGAUCUACUGCAAAAUCCUCGAGCAGGUGAAUCAGGAGUGCGAAUUGGGACCCUCUGGAAUGGUUUCGAUCAAGAGAUUCUUCUACGACGCUUACUCGAGAUCGGUCAACGGAUCCAUCUUCGACGGAUUGAAAAUGGACGUCGUCUCGUUCGCCAUGGAGCUUUUGUCCUCCACUUCCCCUGACGAGCAAUUGAUUGGAGCCAGAGUGCUCCGGCAGUUUUCGAUCAGCGAGCGAUUCUCCGACGAUACUCUGCAGAAGGUCGGGGUGAACAUCUCGGUGAUCGAACGGCUCGUGGAGAUGCUGAAUUGGAAGGAUUUGCAGGAGGAAGAGAUUCGUCGAUCAGCUGCGGAGGUCCUGUCGAAGCUGGCAGGGAAGAAGCAGAAUUCGCUUCGUGUAGCGGGGAUUCCAGGAGCGAUGGAGUCGAUUUCGUCAUUGCUUCGGACGAACAGAGAGGCGAACAGACCAGCAGCCGAUGAAGUUGGGGAGAAGAAGAUUGUUUGCGAUCAUUUCGGGUACGGAUUCUGGACGUUUAACCAUUUAGGGCUUUUGAUUCUGAAGAAGCUUGCUAGGGAUCAUGACAACUGUGGUAAGAUUGGGAACACUCGAGGAUUGUUGCCGAAGAUCAUCGAUUUCACCCACGCCGGAGAAAAGCUGCUGAAGGAUGAAAACGCUGCGCUUUCGCAGAUCCUGACGGUGAAGAGAUCGCUUCAGGUGAUGAAGAUGCUGGCGAGCACAACGGGCGCUACAGGAAAACAACUGAGGAAGGAGAUAUCGGAGGUGGUUUUCACGAUCAGCAACAUUAGAGACAUCUUGCGGCACGGCGGGAAGCAUCCGAUGCUGCAGAAGUUGAGCAUCGAAAUCCUGACUAGCUUGGCGCAGGAAGAGGAGGCGACGGAGAGGAUCGGUGGGACCGGUGGCAUCCUGAAGGAACUGUUCAACAUUUUCUUCGAGCGAGAUGGGCCCGGGUCGAUUCAGAGUCAUGUCAGGAUUGCAGCAGGGGAAGCUCUGGCGAUGUUGGCUUUGGAGAGCAGGAGCAAUUGUCACAGGAUUCUGAAGCUGAAGGUGCUCAGCGAACUCGUUGCGGCGCUCGAGGUUCCUGUGCUCAGAGUGAAUGCUGGCAGGAUCCUGAGGAACUUGUGCAUCUAUAGCGGAGGGGAUAGCUUUGAUCAGUUGAAGGAUGUCACUGCUUGUGCUCCCACGGUGCUGAAAGCAAUCACAUCAGAAGACAAGAAACUGCAGGAGGUAAUGGUGGGACUAGCAGCAGAAGCAUUCAAGUUCAUGACCCCUCAGGAAUCGGCCUUGAUGUUUCAGAGAGCAGGAAUGACGAAUGUUCAAUUGGCGACGAUAAUCGUAACAACGUUGCGAAAGUACGAAGAUCCACCAACAAAGGUUCCCAGAAUAAGGAGGUUCUGCAUUGAGCUGGCGAUUUGGAUGAUGAGGGAAAACAGGAGAAAUGCUGAGGUGUUUAGAGAGCUUGGAUUUGAGAAGGAUUUGGAAUGUGUAUUGGAAACUACUUCGGAACUCGAGAGCUUCAACAUAUUCUCUGGUACGGUAGGAAUGAGCCGUCACAGCGUAAGCAUUCACUCGUUGGUGGAAACUGCGAUGGAGUUGCUCGUGGCACGAUAAAACGUUGAUGGUGGAGACUCUGUAAAUAGAUAUUGAACGAAUUCUCAGCCAAAUCAUGGAGAUUCUUUUCCCCUCUGGAAUAAUGAUCAAUUUGUUAC
Messenger RNA from Linum trigynum, 4114 nucleotides. The record is from the annotation of a GenBank genome assembly. Lineage: Eukaryota; Viridiplantae; Streptophyta; Magnoliopsida; Malpighiales; Linaceae.